Molecule: messenger RNA, 989 nt
Organism: Echinops telfairi (small Madagascar hedgehog)
Lineage: Eukaryota; Metazoa; Chordata; Mammalia; Afrosoricida; Tenrecidae
Gene: GNG4
Product: G protein subunit gamma 4
Exons: 4
Coding region: 176-403 (75 amino acids)
Biological process (GO): G protein-coupled receptor signaling pathway
Cellular component (GO): heterotrimeric G-protein complex
Molecular function (GO): G-protein beta-subunit binding
Source: RefSeq, a predicted model, not a curated record
CCCCCCGCGGGGACUGCGCUGGAGACAAAGCCCGCGCGGGAGCCGCGUCCGCAGCGUCGGUGAACCUCAAAGUAAGACUGGGAAUCAGCUUCUCGUUUGACAACCAGUAGCUGCCACACCAGCCUCAUCACUUGCUCCAGUCGUGUCACAGCCACCUCUCAGCAGGGGCAGCAGAAUGAAAGAAGGCAUGUCCAAUAACAGCACCACUAGCAUCUCCCAAGCCAGGAAAGCAGUGGAACAGCUGAAGAUGGAAGCCUGUAUGGACAGGGUAAAGGUCUCCCAGGCAGCAGCGGAUUUGCUUGCGUACUGUGAAGCCCACAUACAGGAAGACCCCCUCAUCAUCCCUGUACCUGUGUCAGAAAAUCCCUUCCGAGAGAAGAAGUUCUUUUGUAACAUCCUCUAACUUCGUCUGUGAGGAAAUGUCUCUGUAUCAGUCCAUGAAUCUCCCUCAUCAAAAUUGUGCAUGCUCUGAGCCCCCAUAAAGCCUAGCCCACACUCCCAUACCAGGGCAGUUCCUUAGCCUGACCUGGGUUUUCACUUUGGUUUUGGGUUUUGUUUUUUCACAUUGCAUUAUGAUUCAUUUUUAUUUGCUUUAAUGAUUGGCAAAAAAUAGGUAUUUUUCAUAGCCAAGUAACUCAUUACCAAAUAAAAAGAAAUAUAGACUAUUUAGUAUAUUACAGUGGAUACUUUAUAGGAAAGAAAGCUGUGAUCAAUGUUCCCCCACUCGCAAUAAUUCCAUAUUAAACUAGACCAAUUUGAGCAUCAGAAAGAUGCAUAUGUGGGAAAAGUUUCUACUUACCUCCCUGGAGAAAGCAGCCCUGGAAAUGCUCUGACCUGGUUUUCCAUCGCCCUGUUUGAAAGGAAGGAGCCCCGGUGGCCGCGGGUUACAGGUUGGGCUCCUACCCACAAAGCCAGCAGCUUGAAUCCUCCAGGCACGCUGUAGAAGAAAGAUGACACUUUCCACGCCUUUAAAGAUUUACCAUCCUGGA